CUUCUCAGCAGCACUAUCGUCAUCCGAUUCGCAUUUCAAGGCAUUGAAACGACAUAAUAUGGCAGUAAAAAGCGUCAGAAAACGAAAGCAACCGUCUAAUUCUGGCUGGAAGAGCAAAAUUAUCCGACAAUUUGUCAACGGUUGGAUCGAAAGCGAUAUUCCGAGCGUAGCAGAGAAUGGCGACGAAGGGAACCACGCGGUGGAUGCAGAUAGUGCUGCUGGAGCUGACAGUAGUCAACCGUUGGACGCGGUUGCGGCGAAGAAAGCAGUAGAAUUCAGCUAUCCCAAUUUCGUGAAAUCCGACUCAGAUAAACCGGUGAGUGCAAUCAGGGAUCCGGGCCUGGAGAAGCGAGAUGUGCAACGGUUAAAAAAUGUGAUAGCGUACAUGUACAACGAUGACAAGAUUUCGCUGAAGCUUAGCUUCGAACAAGCCGGAUUGCUGAUGGAAGGCGCUUACGAUGAGCCAGCAAAGGUGUUCCGGUAUUUGAUUAAUGAUCGGGAGAUAUGCCGGGCCGAUGGUGAACAACAGGAAGCGCAUACCAAGGCCAGGGAUCGACUGUGUGAGAUUUUGCAGUACUACUGUUAUACCGUCAAGAGACUGAAAGAGUAUCACACCCGGAGAAAUGUUUUUCGCAAGAUUCCAGGAGCGCAGGAAAAGAAAGGAAACUACAAGGACAAACAACUGGAUGAGGGUAACAUUGGUUUCCGCAUGCUGCAGAAGCAAGGUUGGACUGGAGGUUCACUCGGAAGCAACGAGGAAGGUAUUCUGGAACCGAUCGGAGUGCACAAGAAGGUAGGCAAGGCCGGCCUGGGAGCGCAAGGUCAAGAUGUGGAAAAGAUUCCCGUUGAAGCAUUUAUGGUGGCAAUCAAACAGUACGCGUCCGGUAAUGCCCUGUACGAUUUGGUGUUUAGCACGCAGUUCUCCAAACAUCAGGUUAUCAAGCUGCAGGACUACGCGACGACGUUGAAGCUGUUCCCUCAAAUGAUUGGCAAACGGAAGCAGUUGGUUAUCAGCAAAAAACUUACGCUAUAUCAGAUCAAGGAAGGAGUCCUGAAAGGACAUUCGGAUUUGUGUGCCAAAUACGCCGUGAUACCGCCGAUUUGUGAAUCGCAGAAAUAAAUGUUAUUUUUUUUUUCUUAAA
Molecule: messenger RNA, 1142 nt
Organism: Ochlerotatus camptorhynchus
Lineage: Eukaryota; Metazoa; Arthropoda; Insecta; Diptera; Culicidae
Product: NF-kappa-B-repressing factor-like
Exons: 3
Coding region: 59-1120 (353 amino acids)
Molecular function (GO): nucleic acid binding
Source: RefSeq, a predicted model, not a curated record